Molecule: messenger RNA, 336 nt
Organism: Pieris macdunnoughi
Lineage: Eukaryota; Metazoa; Arthropoda; Insecta; Lepidoptera; Pieridae
Source: the annotation of a GenBank genome assembly
AUGUUUCGACAUAUCUUUCAAGUCUCAAAACCUAUGAGAUGGAAAUUGAAACGUGCAGUGGGUGGAAGCGGCAGUGCAUUUGAAAAUAAUAGCGUUACAAAAGAACAACAACUGACGGAGGCAUUGAAGAGAGCAAUGCCUGGCAUUUCAUAUGUGUGUGUAGAAGAUAUAUCUGGAGGUUGUGGAGCUAUGUAUGAGAUAAGUGUAGAAGCAAAGGAGUUUAUUGGUUUAUCAAGAGUGAAACAACACAGGCUUGUAACUGAAACCUUAAAAAGUGAAAUAGCAGAAAUGCAUGGUAUUAGAAUCCACACAACUCCAUCAUCAUCUAAAAACUAG